GAAAUAAUUACCUGCCUUGAUUGUUCUAUGGCUAGAUAAAAAAGUACACAUACACUCCAUAUAAUAAACGGAUGCAUGUAAAAGAGUCGGGGAGGCUUCGACAUGUCGACCACGGGUCCCAUAAGUAAUUAUUAUGUGGACUCCUUGAUCAACCAUGAGAACGAGGAUGUCCUUGCUGCGACUCGAUUCUCUGCUCCCGGUUCGCACCCAGCUGGCCCCCGUCCGACGUCCCUAGUCCCGGAGUGCGCCGACUAUCCUUCCUGCAGCUUCGCACCCAAACCGACCGUGUUCUCUACGUCCUGGGCCCCCGGACACUCCCAGUCAUCAGUGGUCUACCAUCCGUACAGUCACCAGCCGCACUUAGGCACAGACUCGAGGUAUAUGCGUUCAUGGCUGGAGCCGAUCUCAGGCGCCGUGCCUUUUCACGGCUACCCGGGGAACGGCAGACAUUACGGACUGAAGCCCGACGCCUUCCAGGAGCACAGAGCCGGGGAAUGCCUCAGCUCCGCCGGACGGACCUACCCGGAUUAUCUGUACUGCUCAUCCACUGAUAUGCGAGACAAGACGCCGCAGAACGUCCCCUCUCCGGAGUCGGAGCUUCUUGCGUCUGGGAAGCAUAAGGAGGAGAAGCCGGAGCUAGAUCCUAAUAACCCCGUGGCCAACUGGAUACACGCCCGCUCCACGAGGAAGAAGCGGUGUCCUUACACAAAGUACCAAACUUUGGAACUGGAAAAGGAGUUCUUGUUCAAUAUGUACCUCACCAGAGACCGCAGAUACGAGGUCGCAAGGGUACUGAAUCUGACCGAGAGGCAGGUCAAAAUCUGGUUUCAGAACCGGCGAAUGAAGAUGAAGAAAAUGAACAAGGACAAGAGCGACAACAAGGAACAAUAAUGACUGCAGAGGGAGAGAGAGAGAGAAAUAACUAAUUAAUAAAACAUGAAAAAUAAAAAAUAUAAAAAUGGACAGCACAGAUUUACCAAAACAUAAAGCCUCCACCACGUCCUUCAUCUUAUUUGUCACUUUGGUGGAUUUGUUUGUUGUACCAUUAACCUCAGUCUUUGUGAUGCUGAAUAUAAUUUUUAGUGCAAAAAGGAUAAAACAAAAUAGAGACUUUUGUUGAGAAAACAUUCUGCUUUCACUUUUAUAUUUCUAUGUAAGAAAAAUCUAAAUGAGCAACGUUUGGAUGCCACACAAUCUCUCCGAAGAAAUAGAAUACUUGAAUUCUUUUUGAAUUUCACGAGGAAAAAAAAACUAUAAUUUAUGACGUGAAUGUUUAUGUUUUUUUGUUUUUUUUUCUUCCAUGUUUAUUUUAUUUGUAUACUUCCUGACGCAGGUGUAGAGUAUUUUGUACAGAAUCAGAAGCAUUUGCGAGCGCCUCGUCUGUGUUGUAUUUUGUGAUAGCUGUUGCUGUAAAUGUGCUUUAUUUGUUUGUUUGUCUUCCUUUCUUUCUUUCUUUCUUUCUUUCUUUCUUUCUUUCUUUCUUUCUUUCUUUCUUUCUUCUUUCUUUCUUUCUUUCUUUCUUUCUUUCUUUCUUUCUUUCUUUCAAGAUUUUGGCCAUGUAGCUGGCGAGUUUUAAUUAAAGAGUGUAGCUAAAUAGAGCUCUGCAAAUAUAAUCAUGAUCACAUAAA
Xiphophorus hellerii (green swordtail) is the source of this 1628-nucleotide messenger RNA. It is a transcript of the gene hoxc9a, whose product is annotated as homeobox C9a. Gene Ontology annotation, cellular component: nucleus. The record is from RefSeq and is a predicted model, not a curated record. Gene Ontology annotation, molecular function: DNA-binding transcription factor activity, RNA polymerase II-specific; RNA polymerase II cis-regulatory region sequence-specific DNA binding. Lineage: Eukaryota; Metazoa; Chordata; Actinopteri; Cyprinodontiformes; Poeciliidae. The transcript is spliced from 2 exons. Bases 103 to 891 code for a protein of 262 amino acids. Gene Ontology annotation, biological process: regulation of transcription by RNA polymerase II; proximal/distal pattern formation; anterior/posterior pattern specification.